GAGGUUAGAACCUACUUUAAUCCAAUUGCGCACGAAGGUGAAAUCAAUGGAGACGAAGAUUCUAUGAAAUUACUACAGCGUAGUUGGCGUGACGGGGGUAACCGCUGUCUAUAAAUGGCGGGACGCGUUGUAUCCGAACAUACCUAUAAACUUUGCCUCAACGGGUUUCCAACCGCUGCAAGAGGCAAAUAACAUCCUUUCUAGUUGGUUUGCUAUAAUUGAAGGUUAUCAGAGGUGUUGCGAGUGACAAUAGCCAGAACACAAAACUAAGUUACCAUGAAGUCCACCUUCCUGAUCAUUCUGGCAUCUCUGGCAGUCUGCAACCUGACCGUGGCUCGAGGACAGAGCAUCCCCGAUCAAGAGAAAACGGGAGACCGGCAGAUAGAUGACAUCGUCCUACAGAGGGCGGAGGGCAUCCUGCUCCGCUCCAUUCUAAAGAUGACAGAGGAUGAGGAUGGUGUGAAUGAGGCAUUGUCCUCUCAGCCAGAGUGGCUAGUGAAGCGGCAACACCCUGGUAAACGAGAGGAGGACGAGGACGAAGACGAAGACUCAGGGGAGGUCCAGAAAAGACAGCACCCAGGAAAACGUGAAGACGAAAUUGACUCUUUUGUGGGGCUCCAGAAAACGCAGCAUCCAGGCAAGCGCUCAAUGCUGGAGCAGAUUACAGAGAACUCCGCAUUUCUAAGUGAACUCUCCAAACGGCAGCACCCGGGCAAGCGCUACCUGAUGAUGUACAGCAAGCGCCAGCAUCCUGGCAGGCGAGAUGUGGACGACGAGUCAGACGCAGGGGACCUCCAGGAGUUGGAGAAGCGCCAACAUCCCGGCAAACGUUAUUGGUAUAACAUGAGUCCGGAAUUGGGCGCCAACAGUCCCUGUGACGUGCUGGACCCUGGCUGCAGUAAAGCCAACCUGUUGCUCGAGCUGUUAGACAACGUGACAAAGAGUCGCGCCGCGGAGAAGAGACAGCACCCGGGCAAAAGGUCCGCACCUGACGAGGAUUUGACUGAACGGGAGUGACGAGUGGGCUGGCGCCUGCGAAAUACUGUGUUGUUAAAAAAAAAUCUGUGUGUAAAUUGAUACAAGUAAUAAUUUCAAGUGGUUUAUUAUGAAUAUAAUAUGGACCCCUCUGCUAUGGGUAGUCUAUAGUUUAUUAUGAUUGCCAGAAUCAGUAACGCUCAAAGGGAUUUCAAGUUAAUGAAUAGCUUGUGUUGUUUGCUGGACCAAUAUUGUUGCCAUGAGAUGCUCAGAAAUUUAUUCGUUUUACAGAUUAAGCCUACGUAGGCUUUAAAUCUGCUCUCUUCGCUCUGGCCUUGAAUUGCAUGAUUCUAAGUGUCAGAGUUAUGUAGACCAAAUUGACCUGUAGUUAGGUUUAUGAUUUAAUGCGUUCAAGUUGUAAAACACAAGUGAAUGUUCCCCGGACAUAUAUAGUGGGUCUCUGGAUUAUUUUCUACUUGAAUAUAUUGCAUGGUAUAAAAACGGAUUAUUAUUGUACAUUUUCUGUUACUUUUGCCUUAAAGGUUAUUAGGUUAUGUAUCUACAACGCUGGUAUAGGCCUACAAUAAAACGCAUUGGUACAGAUCACGGAG
Molecule: messenger RNA, 1586 nt
Organism: Oncorhynchus tshawytscha (Chinook salmon)
Lineage: Eukaryota; Metazoa; Chordata; Actinopteri; Salmoniformes; Salmonidae
Product: pro-thyrotropin-releasing hormone-A-like
Exons: 3
Coding region: 277-1017 (246 amino acids)
Biological process (GO): hormone-mediated signaling pathway
Cellular component (GO): extracellular region
Molecular function (GO): thyrotropin-releasing hormone activity
Source: RefSeq, a predicted model, not a curated record